Molecule: messenger RNA, 1722 nt
Organism: Eremothecium sinecaudum
Lineage: Eukaryota; Fungi; Ascomycota; Saccharomycetes; Saccharomycetales; Saccharomycetaceae
Product: asparagine synthetase B
Exons: 1
Coding region: 1-1722 (573 amino acids)
Cellular component (GO): cytosol
Molecular function (GO): asparagine synthase (glutamine-hydrolyzing) activity
Source: RefSeq, a predicted model, not a curated record
AUGUGUGGUAUUUUUGCCUGUUAUAAGCACGACUGUGUAGAAGCCUUUAAGCCAACAGCUUUACGUCUAUCUAAAAGAAUUAGACAUAGAGGUCCUGAUUGGUCAGGAAACAUCACUAAAAAUGAUACAAUAUUUGUACAUGAGCGUUUAGCUAUUGUUGGUUUAGAUGCUGGUGCUCAACCUAUUGUUUCUUCUGAUGGAAAUUAUAUGUUAUGCGUUAAUGGUGAAAUAUAUAACCAUAUUGAACUAAGGGAACAAUUCAGUGAUUACGAUUUCAAGUCUCUUUCAGAUUGUGAACCUAUCAUUCCGCUAUAUAAGGAGUAUGGUAUUGAUACACCUAAAUACUUGGAUGGUAUGUUUGCAUGGUGUUUAUAUGACGUCAAGAAAGACCGUAUAAUUGCUAGUAGGGACCCAAUUGGUGUUACUACUAUGUAUAUGGGAAAAUCUUCCAAGUCUCCUAAGACAAGGUACUUUGCAUCUGAGCUUAAGUGUUUGGUUGAAGAGUGUGACGAGAUAAUAUCAUUCCCACCUGGUCACGUUUAUGACUCUGAUACCGAUCAAAUCACUAGAUAUUUUACUCCUAACUGGUUGGAGGAGUCACGCAUUCCACAAGCUCCUGUUCAUUAUACUGCAAUCCGCGAGACGCUUGAGAAAGCAGUUAGAAAGAGGUUAAUGACCGAAGUUCCGUAUGGUGUCUUGCUCUCUGGCGGUUUGGACUCUUCUCUUAUCGCUUCCAUUGCCGCGCGUGAAACUGAGAAGGCUAAUCUUGAACUAGAGUCAGCUUAUUCUGAUGAGGACUUCAAAAACCUUGCUGGUCUGGACAAACAGGGACACCUUCACAUGUCUGGUUGGUCAAAAUUGCACUCUUUUGCCAUUGGGUUACCUGGUGCGCCAGAUUUGCAAGCUGCUAAGAAAGUUGCGAAGUUCAUUGGUACUAUUCACCAUGAGCACACCUUCACACUACAAGAGGGAUUAGAUGCUUUGGAUGAUGUGAUUCACCAUUUAGAAACUUACGAUGUUACUACAAUUCGUGCCUCUACUCCAAUGUUCUUGCUUUCCCGUAAAAUCAAGGCCCAAAGUGUAAAGAUGGUUUUAUCCGGAGAAGGUUCUGAUGAGAUAUUUGGUGGCUAUCUUUACUUCGCACAAGCACCUAACGCAGAAGACUUCCAUGUUGAAUCUGUAAAGAGAGUUAAAAAUCUGCACUUAGCUGACUGCCUACGAGCCAACAAGUCUACUAUGGCAUGGGGUUUAGAAGCACGUGUUCCAUUCUUAGACCGCGAGUUCUUACAGCUAUGUAUGAACAUUGAUCCUAAAGAGAAAAUGAUCAGACCUGAAGAGGGUCGUAUUGAGAAGUACAUCCUAAGAAAGGCUUUCGACACGUCCGAAGAUCCCGAAGCCAAACCAUACUUGCCUGAGGAGAUAUUGUGGAGACAAAAGGAACAGUUUUCAGACGGUGUUGGUUACUCAUGGAUUGACAGUCUGAAGGAUGCUGCUGAGAGCGCGAUUUCUGAUGAGCAGUUUGCGAACCCUAAGCCCGAAUGGGGAGAUGAUAUCCCUACAACAAAAGAAGCUUACUGGUACAGAUUGAAGUUUGACGCGCUAUUCCCUCAGGCUACAGCAGCAUCAACUGUUAUGCGUUGGAUCCCUAAGGCAGAUUGGGGUUGUGCUGAAGAUCCUUCUGGUAGAUACGCUAAAAUUCACGACCAGCAUGUUGUUAAUUGA